CGCCCUCGGCCAUGGAGGACCCGGCCCGGGACGCGCCCCUGGAGUCCCCGCGGCAGCUGCUGGGCCGCCUGCGCUUCCUGGCCGAGGCGGCGCGGAGCCUGCGCUUGGGGAGGCCGCUGCCGGCCGCGCUGGCCUUCGUGCCGCGGGAGGUGCGCUACAAGCUGGCCCGGGACCCGGCGGGCGAGGCGCGCGUGCUGCUGCAAGUGUGGGAGGACCGAGGCGCGGGGCCGGGCGGGGUCGGGGUCGGGCUGGGGCCGCUGCGCGCCCCCCGCUACAGCAUCGAGCUCCGGCGCGGCGCCUGCCUGCGCGCCACGGGCGAGGAGCUGUGCAACGGCCACGGGCUCUGGGUGAAGAUCACCAAGGAGCAGCUGGCCGAGCACCUGAGCAACGACUGCGGCCUGGACGAGGGCUGGCUGCUGGUGUGCUGGCGGGCAGAGGGCUGCCAGCGCCUCGUCCCCUUCGACACCCACGACCACCUGCAGCGCCAGCAGCAGCUCUUCGGGGUGGACUACCGGCCCGUGCUCAGGUGGGAGCAGGUGGUGGACCUGACCUACUCGCACAGCCUGGGCUCCAGGCCGCAGCCCGCCGAGGCCGACGUGGAAGCGGUGCAGAGGCUCCUCUAUGUGCCCCCCACCUGGACCUUCGAAUGCGACGAGGACCUGAUCCGCUUCUUAUACGACCACCUGGGCAAGGACCUCGAGAUUCUGGGGAACUUGGAGCAGGAUGUGGAGAGCAUAGAUGUGUCCUCCUACAUGGACUACUUGAACGCGUCCUACUUGACGGACAACAACAUAGACACCUACUGGCAGAGUAAUGGGUCCGACCUCGAUCACUGGAUACGGCUGACCAUGAAGAAGGGCACCAUUAUUAAGUGAGUGGGCAGAGGUGGGACGGGGCUGGAGAGCCGCAGGUCUGUGAGUGCAGAGACUGACGGCCACCCUCUCCCCACAGGAAACUGUUCAUCACCGUGGA
Suncus etruscus (white-toothed pygmy shrew) is the source of this 972-nucleotide messenger RNA. RefSeq names its product E3 ubiquitin-protein ligase HECTD3-like. The coding region runs from base 12 to 875 and encodes 287 amino acids. Lineage: Eukaryota; Metazoa; Chordata; Mammalia; Eulipotyphla; Soricidae. Gene Ontology annotation, molecular function: ubiquitin-protein transferase activity. The transcript is spliced from 5 exons. The record is from RefSeq and is a predicted model, not a curated record.